This is a messenger RNA of Trichoderma reesei QM6a, 1269 nucleotides long. RefSeq lists its product as uncharacterized. The transcript has a single exon. Bases 1 to 1269 code for a protein of 422 amino acids. The record is from RefSeq and is a predicted model, not a curated record. NCBI's taxonomy places the organism in Eukaryota, Fungi, Ascomycota, Sordariomycetes, Hypocreales, Hypocreaceae.
AUGGACCAUCAUUACACUCCAAGCCAGAUUGCAGCCAUAAUCCUUUCUUGGAUCGACCUUGAACUAGUCUCGUGCACCACGAUCCAAGGGCUGUGGGCAGGAUAUGGCCACAUCUGUGCCAUUUCCGCUCGACCAACAGCGAAUUGCGAGAGCAAGCGGUGGCAGAGCUUCUCCUCAGCUCAAUCAGAUGGCCAAGGCAGUAUUAUUCAUCUAGUGCUGAAGAUAGUCCAUCCUCCAACGAAGGCUGGCGAUGAAGGACAUUUCCGAAAAAUGUUCAGCUACGAGGUUGAGCAGUAUUUCUACGACGAAGUUGCUCCUCGCCUUACCGGUGACAUAGCAGUGGCGCAGUGCUUUGCGUCGACGAGGAGGAUGCAGAAACAGGCGGCUGAACACGGUAUCGAUCACGUUAUUGCCACUCUCAUGGAGGAUCUGAGGCUCGAAUAUCCAAUUUCUGGCGAGAAACGAGCCAUGCUUUCGAGCCAGCAAGUUUAUGCAGCCUUGACAUGGUUGGCCAAGUUUCAUAGAAGCUCCUGGGCCUAUAAACCCCAGGACCUGAGACAUUUUCUUCUGCCUCCGCUUGAGGAAGCCUUGAGGCGUCAGAAGGAUUCCUCUACCGGUGGGAAGGCCCUCUGGUUGAAUGGCGGAUACACUUAUUUGGCUACCAGACGCCAAGAGUAUCAGAUGCUCGCGCAAGACAAGUCCUCAGAGUGGUCUGGUGCUUUUUGCACCACUGUGGACGGUGAACUAUCUCUUGCUGAACAAGUUGCCGACUUUCUGACCCCACGUGGACGGCCUUUCGAGACAUACAUCCACGGAGACGUAAAGUCGGAAAAUCUUUUCUCAACACAAUCUGGCAAUGAUGUUGUGUUCUUCGACUUCCAAUAUGUGGGGAUCGGAUUAGGCGUUUGCGAUCUGGCUAAGCUGUUCACUUGCUCCAUCCCGAUGAACAUGCUCACGAACCACCAGCCCAUACCCGCGGAAAUGGAGAUGGAUGAGCGCGAAAAGAGGUUGCUUAGCCAUUACUGGCGCAUACUUUCGGACGGCCAACAUGACCGCAAGAUACCUUUGUAUGAAUGGAACGACUUCCUUCGACAUUGGGAGACUGCGCUGGUAGACUGGUGUCGAUUCCAGGCUUCGUGGGGGUUCUGGGGCAACACGGAAUGGUUAGAAGCCCGGGUGAGAUACAUAAUCAAGGACAAUGCUUGGAGAGCCUGGCUGGCUUCAGAGGUUGGCACAGACAGUGUCGUAGGCAGCAGGCAGGAGGAGUGA